AUGGCAUCGUCUGUAUGCGGGAAUCUUGGCGAGUUUGACGAAACAGUCGAAGAUUGGAGCAAAUAUGCGGAGCGAGCCGAGAUUUUCUUCGAGGCGAAUUCCAUAACUGAACGCAAAAGUCAGACUUUACUGAGUUCCGUGGGAGACCAUUACAACCCCCAACCGUCGAAGAUUGUGCACCUCUACCACUUCAACACGAGAGUACGGAAGCCCAACGAGACCAUCAGUGAGUUUGUUGCUGUAUUGAGAAAACUGACUGAAUUUUGUGAUUAUGGAGCAUUCCUUAACGACAUGCUGAGGGACAGAUUCGUUUGCGGUAUAAACAAACAGAAAAUGUUAUCCAGGUUACUGUCAGAAGAAAAUUUGACAUUCACCAAAGCCGUUGCCAUAGCAACAUCAAUGGAAGCGGCUGACAAAAAUUCUGCUGAUCUUCAGAAACAAACUGCAACAUCCAUUGACACUGGUAUUGUCAACUUUAUUACGAAGAAACCAGCCAGGGGAGGUAACUACAGUUCUUCAUGUUUUCGUUGUGGCGGAAGACAUGACCCUUCAACAUGCCGUUUUAAAGAUCAGGAGUGUUACUCGUGUGGACUUGUUGGACAUUUAUCACAGAAACGUCUCAACAGGAGGGGAAAUGGUCAGAGGAGAGCUUCACAUCGAGGUGGGAGACAGAGUCGAGGUCGCCGAGGUAGACAUCACAGACAGUACGGAAAUAGAGCGAACUACAUUCAAGAACAUGAUUCACAGGAUUCUGAGGGAUUUGUGGAUGUGAGUGAAGCAUAUGAAAUGUUCAUGGUUUCUGGUUCAGUGAACAAACUAGUUUAUGUACCAGUACAAGUCAACGGUCAAGAUUUGAAGAUGGAAUUUGACACUGGGGCUGCGGUAUCCACUGUGAGUGAAAAGACUUUGUCACAUCUUCAACAGGGUGUAAAGAACUUGACUGUGACACCUACGACUAAAUCAUACCUUGGAUACACUGGAAAUAAGCUUGAUCUUGCGGGACAGGUGAUGGUGGAGGUUGAUUUUCAAGGAGUGACUGCAAGUCUACCCCUAUUAGUCGCCCGAGGGAACCGUGCUAGUCUGUUUGGACGUAACUGGAUUGAUGUGUUUGAUGUUGAUUGGAAUAUAAUCAAACAUGUGACUGCUAAGGAUUCGCAAAGCAGUUUGAGAACUGUGUUGGAUAAGCAUCCUGAAGUGUUCAAGGAUGGUUUGGGUACGUUCAAAGGAACGAAAGCAAAGAUAUAUGUUGACAAGAAUGCCCAACCGAUCUUCCAUAAAGCAAGACCAGUCCCAUAUGCAUUGAAGCAGAAGAUUGAACAGGAGCUUGAUUGCCUACAGAGUAAUGGUACAAUAGAAGUUGUAGAGUUUUCUGAAUGGGCAGCACCCAUAGUACCUGUGGUGAAGUCCGAAUCGAGUAUUAGAGUCUGUGGUGACUAUAAAGUGACUGUGAACAAAGUGUCCAAGUUGGAUAAAUACCCAAUUCCAAAGACAGAUGACAUGUUCGCAACAUUAGGAGGAGCAAAGUUCUAUUCUAAGUUAGACCUAAGUCAAGCUUACCAGCAGGUCUUGUUGGUCGAACAUUCAAAGCAGUACGUCACAAUAAAUACACAUAAAGGACUCUUUCGGUAUAACUGUCUGCCAUUUGGUGUGUCGUCAGCUCCUGGUAUAUUUCAGCGCAUCAUGGAGAAUACCCUACAAGGUCUUGAACAAGUUCUGGUCAGGAUUGAUGAUAUUCUGAUUGGUGGCCGUUCGAGGGAUGAACACUUGACACUCUUAGAUGAAGUUCUGAGGAGACUAGCCCAGCAGGUCUGA
This is a messenger RNA of Haliotis rufescens (red abalone), 1812 nucleotides long. RefSeq lists its product as uncharacterized. The coding region runs from base 1 to 1812 and encodes 603 amino acids. The record is from RefSeq and is a predicted model, not a curated record. Lineage: Eukaryota; Metazoa; Mollusca; Gastropoda; Lepetellida; Haliotidae. The transcript has 2 exons.